UUCCUGAAUCCGCACAAUGCUCUCCCGCGCAGUGCUCGCCACCGCCAUGCUCGGCUCUGCCGCCGCCUUUUCCCCCUCCAUGUCCAUGGACAUGGGACGUAGAGAGGUCGUUCAGACUGGAGCUGCCGCCGCCGCCGUUGCUCCAUUCCUGAAGGCCAAGCCGGCUGGUGCAUAUUACCCCAAGGACUCCCUUGCUCCCGUCAUCACCACCUUCGAUCACCAGUUCUGCGAUCGUGCCCCCAAGGAGUACGUCGGACCCGCUUCCGGCGACGAGGACGACAACCGCUGCGUGAAGGUUGCUCUCAGCAAGAUCACUGUCAGCGAGACCGAGGCUGCUGCUGCCCUCCAAGAGUUCAUCUCUUACAGGGCCAAGGGGAUUGAUGGUGACUUCAGGGGAGUUGUGAGGAGCGAUGCUGUUGGCAGUGCCCCAGCGGCGUCCGAGGACAAGGGGGGCUUGUUCUCCAAGAAGGCUGACAAGAAGGCUGACGCCAAGAGCAACGACAAGAAGAAGGGUGGUCUCUUCGGAUUUGGUGGAUAAAUUGCAUGCUCUACUUCGAGAAUGCGUCGUCCGAUGCUCGAAAUUCUGGGUCAGAAUGACAUUAAAGCCAAUGAAUUUGAUCUUUGUUUCGAACAUGUCGAAGGAUGAUAAGGAUAAUACGAAUAUUUCAAGUG
Guillardia theta CCMP2712 is the source of this 672-nucleotide messenger RNA. RefSeq names its product phycoerythrin alpha subunit 8 (gene CPEA8). Bases 17 to 538 code for a protein of 173 amino acids. Gene Ontology annotation, cellular component: phycobilisome. NCBI's taxonomy places the organism in Eukaryota, Cryptophyceae, Pyrenomonadales, Geminigeraceae. The transcript has 5 exons. The record is from RefSeq and is a predicted model, not a curated record.